Molecule: messenger RNA, 5719 nt
Organism: Ochotona princeps (American pika)
Lineage: Eukaryota; Metazoa; Chordata; Mammalia; Lagomorpha; Ochotonidae
Gene: KLF13
Product: KLF transcription factor 13
Exons: 2
Coding region: 549-872 (107 amino acids)
Biological process (GO): regulation of transcription by RNA polymerase II
Molecular function (GO): RNA polymerase II cis-regulatory region sequence-specific DNA binding; DNA-binding transcription factor activity, RNA polymerase II-specific
Source: RefSeq, a predicted model, not a curated record
UAGGAAAAUAACAUCCUUCGGGAGCCUGGGUAAGUGGCUGCACAUGGUGCUGUCAGAGGCCUUGUUGCUGGCUUAACGCUUACCUAUGCAGGGGACAGCAUCCACGUUACUCCACCCCACCUGUUGCCCAGACUGAACCCUGUUCUGGGUUUUAUCUGUGAAAGGAUUGCCCUGGCCCGUGAAGAGCAGAGGAGGGGAUUGCCGAGGAGGUGCCCAGCGGGAAGAGUGAGUUUGCAGAAUUUGGCCCAUGAAGGCUUACUCAUGGCACCUGAAGGACCAGUUGCUUUGGCAGCGGAUGCCAGAUUAUGCCACAGGAUCUGUGUAGCUCACCCUGUGCCUGCCCUCCUAGGCCAGCCAGCCUGUCGGCCCUCCUCUCCUUCACCCCACCACCCUUCAGGAUCUGGCCUCAGCUUUUGUGUCUGUGAAGUGUUUGAAGCACAGGGUCUCAGGAGAUAAACCAGGCCCUGGCUUUGAGAAGGUGGCACAGAAAAUGAAGUUUCCCAAGCAUCUGGUUGUUGCCAUGGAGACCUGUUGUCAGGCAGCAGGCUAUGCUCAGACCACGGAGGGGCAGUUCCACCUCAGGUGAGCGACCCUUUGCCUGCAGCUGGCAGGACUGCAACAAGAAGUUUGCACGCUCCGACGAGUUGGCACGGCACUACCGCACGCACACUGGCGAGAAGAAGUUCAGCUGUCCCAUCUGCGAGAAGCGCUUCAUGCGCAGCGACCACCUGACCAAGCACGCACGCCGCCACGCCAACUUCCACCCAGGCAUGCUGCAGCGGCGUGGCGGGGGCUCGCGGACCGGCUCACUCAGCGACUACAGCCGCUCAGAUGCCAGCAGCCCCACCAUCAGCCCGGCCAGCUCACCGUGAGGCCACCCCGCACGCCCUCCUGCCCACCCCUGUCACAAGGCCUCCGCUGUCAGGCCCGUCCUGUCCUUUUGUGAUAAGAGAAGGAACAAUUUAGGAGAAAAAAAAAAGUCCAUGAGAAACACUUUUCUUCACCUCAGGUGUCAAAGUCAGUUUGUUUGUUUGUUUUUAAAAAAAAAAAAAAGAAAAAAAAACAACGAAAAAUGUCCAAAAACACCAUUCACAAGUUGCACAACAGACGUAUGUACCCAUGAAGUUGAGAUUCAGCGGUGUUGAACCCCUUUCUCAGGGAUGGACGCGGUCCACGCACGAGGUCAGUGAGGACACCCCUUCCUGGCGCCUUACUCUGUACAUAGAUUUGCACUCUGGAGUUUUCUGUGAGGAUAGAGCUGGCCAAGUGGCGCAGGGGUCACAGACAUUUGUGCUUCUCUGACAGAUUCCUAAGCAGCGAGGCCUGGCUUCCCCGCUCCCUGCCCUGCCCACUGCCUAGACCUGAUCAGGCACCCAAAGUGCAGGUGUCUCCAAAGGAUGGGCCACUUCAGGGGGGAUGCCUCAAGCUGUGACAGGCCAAAGGAGCACCCCCAUGUGUGUGUUGGGGUUGGGGUGCAGGGGACUGUGUGGGGAGCCUCUGCCUGACUCCCUCCUCGCCUCCAGGAGCUUUGCCAGGGUCACCUUGGAAGAACUGGAAUCAGGCCAGCCUGAUCAGGCACAGCAUUGUACCAGCCUGGCAGGAGACAGCAGCUGGGCCACACCUGCCCAGAGCCCCGAGCUCUGUCCUUGCAGAAGGCACCUGGGGCCACCCCACCCUACCCCUGGAUACUGUACCCUGUUCUCCGACCGGAAAAUGAAGCCUGGGGCCUGCAGUCAUGGGCACAGGUGUCAGGCAGAGCCAUGGGCGUGUCCAGACCCUGAGCUCUGUGGAUGAUACCGGUGGGCCAGCUUGGUGUCUACGCAGAAAGCUGGCAGUUGGGUAGUUGGGGGACUUCACAGACUGUCCUGCAGUGGCAGACCAGAGCAUGUGACAAGGAACUCUGCCAGUAUGGUGCCAGGGCUGUCCUGGGAGCUGCAGGAACAGUGAGGACUCUAUGGGGAGCGCUUUCUUAGACCCUGCAUGUCCCAGCUUCUCCUUGCCCUGCCUGGGAGGCCUAGGCUGCACCAGCUUGCUCCUGGUAGGAGACAAGGAGCACACAGCCCAGACUUGUGCGGGGCUGAUUUAUGGCCUGUGCAGCUCCAUCUGGUCAUGCCCCAGUGAGCUCUCCGGGGCCCUGGGAUGGCCACCCUGUCCCUGUGGCCCAGGCCUAUCCUCCCCUUGUCAGGGAGCACUGGGGCCUGUGAACACAGGCCCAGGAUUCUGUGUGUGAAUGUGUGAGUGUGUGUGUGUGUGUGUGUGUUAGGGGGAGGGGGUGGGGCAGACUUGGGCUAUCUUGCAGAGACCUCUCUUCAUGUGGGUGAGGGGUUGCCCUUGGAACCUCAAAGGACCAUAGGUGGGCUUCCUGGGCCCAGAGUGCCUUGGUGGUGGCCAUCCUGCUUCUACUCUGGCCCUCCCAUGGCCUGGUGUGCAGGCCCCCUGCGGCUCCUGGCCACUGCUUGGGAGUGACUCCAGUGGAUGGGCGUCCUGUGUGCACAGCUGUGGGAGGGGAGGAAGGGCAGCGUCGUGCUGAGCACUGUCCUUGAGGUGCCAUGUGUGCCAGCUGGGGUCGGCGAAUGUCCCGGAAGCGUGAGGGCUCCUUAGCUGGGCCGUGGAUUGUUCCUGCACUGGUGGGAGUGCUGGGGAGGGGGAAGCCCUAUCCUGGUCAUGUGCCUGGCUGUCCUGAUGGCUGUGUGUGGCCUGGGGGAGAGGGAGAAGGUAGCAUAGGCAGCAGGGACCUCGCCUGAGAGAGCCCUGGGUACUUGGGUUCCAGAGUGAAGCCACACUCUGAAUACAUUUCACGUCUCAGGAAUUCACAUUCCAGGUUCAGGAAUUUUAUUCCAAAGUCCUUUGGUGCACUCGCCAUCCCGGGUUCCGAAGGCAGAGAGAGGGUGCAGGGUGUUCCCAGGAGGUGAGCAGAGCACCCUGGAGCGCGGGGGUGGGGGGCGGGAGGGGAGGGGAGGGGAAGCGCUCCCCACGUCACCCUAGGAGGUUUUCAAGCUCCACAUCUGCCUGCAUAGAAGAGGUAAAAGGACUCUAAACCCAGUUAUCUUGGAAUAAAAACGAGCAGGUUUGCUUUAGAGCAGGGGUGGGGGGUGGGGGGAAAGGUGGGCGUCGGCUGUUUCCAAAGAGAGCACUUAAUUUAAUUUUCCUCUAGAUGACCCAGGGCUGUUCCGUCUGAUAGAUGGAAGGGUAACAUUGCCUUAAAACAGAAAUAUGCAGGCGUUGUUGGCUAUUUUUGGCAAAUGAACGUGUCUUCAUUCCCAAAGUGGUUCUCAUUAGCGGGCAGGAUGGGGUCCUGCAGUUCCUGGGGGCCUGGCGUGAGAAACGGGAGGCAGAGCACCCAGGUGGGCAGGAGGCAUUCCCAUCUGAAUCAUCCAGGGGUGGAAACCAUCCCUGGGUGGGGACCAGAUGGGGCCCCGCGAAUCUCAGGCUCAGCCCACCGGCAAGUUCCCAUCUCAUCCCGAGGAGGGUGCCUUCUAGGAUGCGGGAUGUCUUCCCAGCCUGGGUCCAUUUCAGGGUCUUUUCAUUUUUGUGUGGUUUAUGGCCACGCUUGCCAGUUUCGGUGGGAUUAAGGAAGCCAUAGGGUUUUUAGAAACAGUAGUGGAAAUGCAAACCUUGGUUUUUGGGACUGACUGCAGUUCCAGGAGCCAAGUAAGCAGGGGUCUGGAAGUGAAGGGAGAGCCCCUCCCCAAAGGCCUCAGAGUGGCUUGACGUAACCAUGGGGCUGGCGUUCUGCUCCUAUCUCCAGCAAGAAGCGCCCUCUUUGCAUCAGCCAUAUCGGGACUGGCCGCCAGCUCCCCAGACGCCUACUGAAUCCUACAGCCAUACCGACACAUGCAGCUGGACAUGUAGUCCUCUCCUGCCGGGUGCUACGUAGGGGUAGGCAGUGCUGCCCUAGCCGAGAGCACAGGCCUGGGGAGGCAGUCUGGGGUGUCCUGCCGCAGCCCCUCCCUAGGGCCCUGGGGGUUCAGGGUUCCUCCAGCUUCACCCUCCUGGCUCCUUCAUUCUGAGGCCAUGCAUCGGGGCAGGUGCAGGAUUCGUCACGGUGCAGCCUCAAGAUGCAAACGUGUGCACGCUGGUGACCGCGGACCUCACUGUGGCCCACAGCCAACUAGGCCAGGGGAGGGUGGUCCAGAGAUGGACAUGGGGCAGAGAGGCCCCAGGUGAAGGGCAGCAGGACUGGGGUCUCCAUUCAAGAUCUUUGCCCCAUUCUUUCGCCUGCCCUCAGCCCAGUAUUCUUGCCAGAGCAGGUGCUAAGAUGGGCUCAACAGGGUUGCAGUUGUGUGACCUGGUUCAGGGCAGGGUCCCAGCCAAGAGGAAGGCUCCUGGUUGGGGCCUGAGCAUUUUGACUUCUGACAGUGUGACAGUAGGUUUUUGUGUGUGUUAUUAUUAUUAUUUUUUUUAAACUCAUUUGGAAAAAGUCCUUCAUCAAAGACAGUACCCAGGGUGCCCAGGGGAGAAGAGCUGGUCCCAUGCCUGAUCCAACUCCAAACUUCCAAGAUUGGCCCUAGACAUUCAUUCCAGAUGUGAUUGUCCCAGCAUCUGGAAGCACAGCCCAGCUGACUACUGAUAAAUGCCUGGUCUUCCUCCUGCCCACUGACCUGUCCCUCUUCAGUCAAAGGAGCGCAUCUGUCAGGAAGUGGGAAUCCCCAUGUUCCACCGGAAGAAGGGCCACACUGGGUACCUGCUGACGCCCCUCCCCAUCAAGAUGUGGGGGCUUGCGGUGUGGGCCCCUGGCCCUGCUCAGCCUCUCCCCCUCCUUCAGCUUUAAGACUUGACUUUUAUUUAAGAAUAAACAGGAUAAGAGAAAUAGCUCUUCUUCCCCCAAACCCCCAAAUGUCAGACACACAUUCCAGAGGGUGGGGAGGGCACAGGAAGGCAGGGGUGGGGCAGCUGUGCAGCCUCCUCCCAGGGCUAGAGGUUCCCGUCUACCUGGUGACUCCCCCAGAGGACCCCUUGAUGGGCUACUUGCAGGCUCGUUUGGAAACCAAGAGCGUUAGCGGGGCUGCUGGGAGCUGACUGUCAGCAGAGCGCUUCCCAGAAUGUGUCCCCUGCCAUCCCUGUCCCAACCCUGGAGAAACAAGGGAGCCCCAGCCACCACACUCACUCAGGUCAGGGUGUCCUCCUGGGUGAGCCAGCGGGAGACUUGCUUCCUGGCCUCACCCUGGCAAAGUCGGCCUGGUGCUGAGUGCUGCCCCCACUGCCCGGUGUGUUGGGGGGUUGCGUGCCAGCUGCUUACUAAGACUAUGCAUGCAUGAUCAGGUUUGGGACCCUCUGUGUGGCUCCAGGCAGACCUGGAAUGGCCUUUGCGGGUGUAUUGGAUAUAGGUGACUCCUUCCCAUCCCACACCGUGAUGGAGCUUCUCUGGAAUUGUUUGCCAAAAUCCCAAGGCAGAACACAAGGGUCCAAGACCAUUUCCAUCAAGCUCAUGUUUGCUUUUCUUGUCUUUUUUUUUUUUUAACCAUCCCCCAUCACUUCCGAAGGCCAUGGCUCAUCUUUCCUGGAUCACUACAGUGAAGUAUUAUAGUUGUACAGUUCCCAGCCUUGGCUUGCUCCAAUAAAACUUUGUAUGUAUUUUGUAUGGCAUAGAUUCUAUAUUGUAAUGAUGUCCUAUGCAAAAAAAAAAAAGAAAAAAAUUAACGAAAUUGUAAAUUUUAUUGUUUUAACGUGUAUGCAUGUUUAGUGACGUUUCCAUUUUGAAAUAAAAAUUAUGAUUCAG